Trichoderma virens Gv29-8 is the source of this 1476-nucleotide messenger RNA. RefSeq lists its product as uncharacterized. The coding region runs from base 1 to 1476 and encodes 491 amino acids. The transcript is spliced from 4 exons. Lineage: Eukaryota; Fungi; Ascomycota; Sordariomycetes; Hypocreales; Hypocreaceae. The record is from RefSeq and is a predicted model, not a curated record.
AUGAGCGUCAAGACGAAAUCCUUCAGUGAAAGGAUCAUUCCUAUUUCUGCGAAAGACCAAUGGCGGCCCAUUGACAACAUUCGCUCCUUGGUUUUUAUUGUCGUCCGCGAUAUUCUCGAUGGCGAAUUUAUGAAAUCGUCCCUGGAUAAAUUGAUCAGGACGCAUGUCCCUCUCCUUGGAGCACAAAUAAAGCCCAGCGGAGCCGAUGGCUUGCUUCAGUAUCAUCUCAUCACUCCCUUCCCCGAGGAUAAAGAGAUAUUCAGCUGGUCUACCAGCAAUGUCGCUUCAACGCUCGAAGAUGCCAAUCUCGUGCCGGAGCAUAACCCGCAAAGAGGCAUCACGAUAUUUCCGGAUGUGACUGUCAUGGAACCAUGCUGGAUACCGUCUGACUGGCCCGUUAGACGCGACCAGGACAAGCCAGACACGCCGCUGUUGCUCGUUCAUCUCACAUACUACACAAAUGCCACCAUCGUUACUCUCAAUCUACCACACUGUGUGAGCGAUCAGAUCGGUUAUGGCAGCGUUAUCAAUUCUUGGAUAGACGUUAUGAAGGGCAAAGAACCCCUUCCUUUUAUCGAACUACCCGAGGACAGCCUGGACGGCGACAAAGACAUCUCCAUCAAGGAACUUCACAAAAAAUACGAGUUUCGGUUGAGAACAAAGAGAGAAAGAGCAGAGGUGCUGAUAGGAAUCGUCCCGGAGCUGGUUGUCCGCUCCAAAGAGACGAGAUGUACCCUCUUUUUACCUGUGGGAUUAGUCAAUGGGCUGCGGGAUAAAUGGAGGAUAGAGUUGAAGGGAAAGUAUGGCGCUGACGCGGCGAAUAUUACGAAUGGAGAUGUGGUUGUUGGGAUUAUCGCCAAGUUCGCCAACUUGCAUCGGAAAAAGCCCAAGAAGCAAGUCAUCACAGGCCCAGCAAGCGUUCGCGGAUACCAUCCUCUGCUCCCCAAAACCUCCCACUACCUACACAACGCCACCGUCUUCACAGUCAGUCGCACAGCAAUCAGCCGCUCCAAGCCCCCAGUCUCCGAAAUCGCCUACGGAAACCGUCUUGCCGUGCUAGAAGCCCUCAAGCCGGAGAAAAUCGAACGCGGUCUGGCGGUGGCGCGGGAGCUCCUCCGAAGGCACAUGCCGAUGCACAUCUGUGAGCCGUGGGAGUUCAGCUACAGCACGACGAAUUGGUGCAACGCAUGGCAUGGCAUCGACUUCUCCGUGGCCAGCGCUAAGAAGACUGGGGAAGCUGCUGAAAAGAAGGAUAGCGAUGAGAGCAGCAGGGAUGAUGCGAAGACGAUUGAUGGGGCUGCUUCGGCGCCUCUUAUUUUUGGACAUUCGCUGGAACGAAACCAUCCUAAUCGAUUAAGCGCUGCGAUCAUGUCCAAGGGUGAGGGAGGAUACUGGGUCGACUUUGCGGCGCCGAAUAAAGGCAUGGCGGCCAUACGGGCGCUUUUGGAGAGAGACCCCAACCUGGAGACGAUAUGA